AUGUGGUGGCUCUUCCGAGUUUUCCUCAGUUCCAUCUUCCUGCUUAGCAUCGUUCUCUCGAUCCCCGUCGCCUUCGAUGUGGGUGGCCGAGACAGCGGGCUGGCGUACAGCUUAGCGCUGUCGGCCUUCUACUUUGUCUAUUCCACCAUCAGCGUCGUCACUCCCGAGACCUCCCGCGUUCGCUGGGCCGUUUCGAACCUCUUGCGCCUUUCUCAGUGGUUUGUUUUGCCGGCGUUGUUGAUCUGGGCGCUGGGUCGCUUCGCCGUCGACGCGGGGAGCACCAACUGGGUUGAGAGGACCUUUGCUGGCCUGAAAACAUCCAAGUCGGUAUCGUGGGGAGAAUGGAUAUUCGGAGAGCGCGGUCUCUUGGAGACGAUCUUUUUGGGAGGGUGGGAUAACACGCUGCGGUACUCCAGCCCGGUAUUUCAGCUCUUGGAGGGGUUCUGCAGCCUGCUUGUCAUCCAAUCGUCCGGCCAAAUCACGAGGUGGCUCGUUAAUAGGGGACGGAGUGAUACUUGGAUGAUCGUGUUGCUCGGGUUCUCCGGCGGCAUCAUCGCCACCGCGAUUUACUUCCUCUGGCGCGUGGCCCAUUUCCCGUCAAUCAGCAACAUCGACGGUACUCUGAUCGGAGUCGUCAUGACAUCAGCCUUCUUCCUGUGUGCUCAAGGCAUCCACAACGGGCGGGGCAACGUGGUCGAAUCGUCUCUCCUGUUUGCCUACAUCGUCCUGUGCAUCUACCAGAUCUUCACCGACUACCUGCCGUCCCCGGAGGCUGCCGAAUCGGUACUGCAGGCCUCGUCGCAGCCUGAUUUCCCGCCCUUGCCUCCUAUCAUCAUGGCCACGUGGUCGACGUUCCUGCACAUGCUGGGCUCUCUCCCUUCGGUUGUCCACACCUCUUUGACGCUCCUCUAUGCCGCGUUCCAGACCAUCACCCCUUCGGUCAUCAUCUCUCUUACCUACCGACUGUUCGUCUUCUACUGCGCGACGCGUAUCAUCCCCGCGGUGCGCGAGUCGGGCGCCCGGGCCCUCAUGCAGGAGCCUAGUAUCGAGGAUACAGAACCAGCCAGCCGACUACUGGGCUUGGUAUCCUACUUCUCGCCGUCGAUCCUGAUUGCCAUGUACACCAGUCUCCUGCUGCAGCAUUUUAGCACGAGCGACGGGCCGGACGGAUGGACGCUGCGCGGCGGAGAUGCCGGUGGCACUGUGUGGCGGUGGGUGAACGUGGCGGCGACGAUGGGCUUGUAUGCCGUCGAGCUAUAUCUUGGCAACGAUGAUUCCGAUCACUGGAAGAUGGACUGA
This is a messenger RNA of Sodiomyces alkalinus F11, 1299 nucleotides long. RefSeq names its product ICE2 protein. Bases 1 to 1299 code for a protein of 432 amino acids. The record is from RefSeq and is a predicted model, not a curated record. Gene Ontology annotation, biological process: septin ring assembly; endoplasmic reticulum inheritance. The transcript has 2 exons. Lineage: Eukaryota; Fungi; Ascomycota; Sordariomycetes; Glomerellales; Plectosphaerellaceae. Gene Ontology annotation, cellular component: cortical endoplasmic reticulum; endoplasmic reticulum membrane; perinuclear endoplasmic reticulum.